AUGCCUCCUUGUCUAUCUCUGGAUCAAUCUACCACAUGUCCAGCAUUUGCAAAUUAUUCUAUAUCAUCAGAAAUAAUAACCGCUUCUGAUGAAACUGGUCAAUCAUUUGCUUGGUUAUCAGCUGCUUCCAAUGUUUCUCAAUUUGAUUCUCUUUUACGAUCUUAUGUAAAUGAACAAUAUAUUUCAUGGAGGUACAACCAAUCUUUAGGUUGUUCAAAUACAAACACUUCAAUGUAUGCUAGGUACACUUAUACAAUGAUUUGUGCCGAAUUGGUAGAAUUUUCUUUAUCUAGACAAUGUAGUAAUUCAAUUACUGCAAUAACUGGUCAACCAGUUAAAAGUUUAUGUAAUUCUACCUGUGCUUCUCAUGCUUCUUCGGUUUUAGCUAUUGCUUAUGAUCCAACUGUUUGUCCUCCUCCUAAUAAUACCGGUCUUCAAUCUUUGGUAAAUUUAAUAAAAUGGUGUGGUAAUGAAUCUAAUGUCGAUUCAAAUAAUUCUACUUGUAUUUCGGGUGAUUUAAAUGAACCGAAUUGUGAUUCAAAUAAUCAACCUUCAUUGGCUAUUACUAUGUUAAUAGCAAUAUUUGCUUCAAUAUUUGGUGCUUUCUUAUUAUUUAGUAUAAUAUUUUGUUGUUUUAUUAAAAAAAGCAAAAUUCGGAAGAAAAAUGGUGUGGCUGGUGGUCCGGAUUCAGGUGAUGAUGGUGGUGAGACUGGUAUUGCUACUAAGAGCAUUCCAUCUUACUCACCUGCUCCUUUUUAUUCUAGACCACCUGGUGGUGGUGAUUUUGACCAAAGUUCCGAAAAUCUUAGAUAUUCGGAUCUGGUCUCUCCUGGUACUACUGUGGGUGGUGGAAGUGAUACCGGUGCUAGACAAAAAUCCGUUUCAAUUAAUGAUUCCGCUCCAAGAUCUAUUCCUGAAAGAACUUCUCUUAUUUUACCCGUUAGUAGUGAUUCCGUUAUUUCCGCUGAACCUGAACGUGUAACCGUCGUUUAUAAAUAUGAUGCCUCUUUGGCUGAUGAAUUGGAUAUUUCCCCUAAUGAUGUUAUCGAUAUUGCUCAAAAGUUUGAUGAUGGUUGGGCUGUUGGUGUAAAUAGAAAUACCGGAAAAGCUGGUGCUUUCCCUAUGGUUUGUGUUUCUCCUGCUGGAAAUGUUUCUUCUGGAAAUACCAAUAAUGGUGCUGAUCAAUUUGGUGGAAGUGGUUAUUCUGGAAUAAUUGGUAAUAAUGGUGGUGAUGAAAACAAUACUGAACAAAGUGUUACUUUAGAAUCAAGUGAACAUAGUGGUAUACUUAGGAAUAGUUAUAGUAGCGGUACGGGUGGUGGUACUAUGGUAACUCCGGACAUUUCUAGAAGAGUUAGCAGUGGAGUAACUUCUUCUCUUUCUCCAUUACCAUCUGAUGGUGGUGAAACUCCUCCACCUGGGGAUAAUGUCUAG
This is a messenger RNA of Racocetra fulgida, 1434 nucleotides long. The record is from the annotation of a GenBank genome assembly. NCBI's taxonomy places the organism in Eukaryota, Fungi, Glomeromycota, Glomeromycetes, Diversisporales, Gigasporaceae.